CGCUUCUUCGACCUCACAAACAGCAGAGUACAGGAGUACGGGUGAUACAAUGUUCCUCUUAGCGAUGAUAUUCGUCACUGAGAGCGCCGUCGCUGUAACGGUGCCGUUGCCCACUUACCAACAUCAAGAUCCUAUCACCGGCGAGAUACUCACCUGUAACCGCUGUCCACCUGGUCAUCACAUGCACGCGCACUGCACCGCAACCCACCAAACCAAGUGCUCACCCUGUAAACCUGAGCACUUCACCCAGUAUUGGAACUACCUGUCAAAAUGCCUGUACUGCAAUAACUUCUGCGGAGAGAACGAAUUCAUCAAACAGGAGUGCUCACCUCUCAACAACAGAGUAUGCGAGUGCAAAGACGGCUACUAUCGGAAUUAUGGGCUCUGCAUGAGGCACAAGGAAUGUCCUCCUGGGUACGGAGUGGAGCAGAGAGGAACAGCGUUCAGAGACACAGGAUGCGCGAAGUGCUCGCCCAGCUCCUAUUCGUCCAGCAGCUCUGCGCUAGAGGCGUGCAGAAAUCACACUGACUGCUCGUCUCUCGGACUCGAGACGGUUAUGCAAGGAGCAGCCUGGCACGACAGCAUCUGCGCCUCUUGCGAGGAUCUCAAAGCUCGAGAUAGGCUCGUGUACCUCAAGGAGAUCCUCCCAGAUUUCUUCGCCCAUCAGAAGAUGAAGCUGCGCAAAAUGCAGAGGUUGACGAGGAUACUUCGGCAAAAGAACGGGAAAAAGCUACGCCAAGACACUGAGGAUGCUAACGCUCAAAAAGUUCUUCAGAGCGCCGUUAGUGAGUGGAUUAAAGAUGCCACUGAAGAGAGACUGAGGGCACUGCCAGAAAUUCUGAGCAAACUGAGACUGAACAAUGUUGCCGACAAGCUGGUGAGGAAAAUUAAUAGGGUGGAGGGCACUUACCUAUGCGGCAACGACAUCUAGUCCUGCCACGUGCACUUGCUAAUUUAUGAUGUAACAAUAUACCUCUCAUCGAAGCAGCUAUUUUGUUAGCAGUUUGAAC
Molecule: messenger RNA, 1010 nt
Organism: Megalops cyprinoides (Indo-Pacific tarpon)
Lineage: Eukaryota; Metazoa; Chordata; Actinopteri; Elopiformes; Megalopidae
Product: tumor necrosis factor receptor superfamily member 6B-like
Exons: 4
Coding region: 50-931 (293 amino acids)
Molecular function (GO): protein binding
Source: RefSeq, a predicted model, not a curated record